AUGUCCAAUUUUGGUGGGGCGAGUAGCAGUGGCGAAGGCGCGGAUUCGGAAAACGCGGCGUCGAAGAGGAGAAGGAGUAGAACGAAUUUUAAUAGUUGGCAACUAGAAGAAUUAGAAAGGGCGUUCUUGGCUAGUCAUUAUCCCGAUGUUUUCAUGAGGGAGGCGCUCGCCAUGCGUUUAGACCUUAAAGAAAGUAGAGUAGCGGUUUGGUUUCAAAAUAGAAGAGCAAAAUGGCGUAAAAAGGAGCACACAAAGAAAGGACCAGGACGACCCGCACACAAUGCGCAUCCCCAGUCCUGCUCCGGCGAGCCCAUACCACCCCAAGAACUGAAAGCUCGCGAACGGGCGCGUCGACGAAAAAAGCUCCAAAAGGCGCUGGAACGACAGGCCCGCAAACUGCGUGCUAAGGGCAUAUCCGUCGACUUAGUUGCUCUUAAACGUGAAUAUUUGAGUCAAAGAGGUACGGCGGAAACGUUGGACAGUGAUAGUGAUAUAGACGUGGUGGGAGAUUCGGGGGCGGAAACCGAAAGCUUAAAAGCCGCCGAACUAGGGUACGUUAUUCCGGUUACGGAGGCUGGGGUGGAUCUCACCGCGGGACCACCCGACGAAAAAACGAGAAGGGCGAAUCCUUUUAGUAUAGAAUCAUUACUGAACACUUGAAGUCCUGUGCGGAACUAAACGGUGCAAUAACUUGUAUAAAAAUACUUUUUAUUUAUAUUACUAAGUAUAGGUUAAGCAAUAAACUCCUUUUUUUUCAUUACGCUUUCGCUGAGGAAUAGGACUUUCACUAUCGAUUUUCAACGCCGCAUUGCAUCAAACUAAUUUCGUUUAGGGACCUCGACCUGUUGAGCUUUCGACAAAAGAAAAUGUAGACAUAUCAAAACUAGUGAUUCGGCAAUACUAAAUUCUAUUUAUUAGUUACAAUUAAUAAAAGUGAAAGCGAUCGAGUCAUAUCAAUUUCGUUCUACGCAGUUCAUUGCUUAACCCGUACGUUACAAACCUCCCCCAAUUAUUAAAUUGUAUUUUUGAUGUUUUAAACAAAACUGUACAUAACACAACCCCUCUUGUAAAUAUCCUUUCGCAUAAUUCUAAUAUAUUUAUUAUUUAAUAGAUAAAAUAAAAAGAGGAAUGAACUAGUUCAGCAAUACAAUUUCAAAUUUGUUAGGCUAGUGUUUCAUUGUAUGUGCAUGUACCUAACGUACUGUUUUAGUUAAGUCCCAAUUUUGAGUUUAACAACAGUAUAUUUCGCGAUGGUCGCGUGUUUCCAGUUACGGUUUCAGAAAUUAAUUAUUGCCACAACGAAUGUAUUGUUGUUAGCUUAAAAUUGUGCCGUCAGUGAUCUGCAUACAUACUAUUAUAUCAAAAAACGAAAAUACAUUAUUUAUUCAAAGU
Molecule: messenger RNA, 1392 nt
Organism: Photinus pyralis (common eastern firefly)
Lineage: Eukaryota; Metazoa; Arthropoda; Insecta; Coleoptera; Lampyridae
Product: homeobox protein unc-4
Exons: 3
Coding region: 1-660 (219 amino acids)
Biological process (GO): regulation of DNA-templated transcription
Molecular function (GO): sequence-specific double-stranded DNA binding; DNA-binding transcription factor activity, RNA polymerase II-specific
Source: RefSeq, a predicted model, not a curated record